GCUUUUUCCUAGAAUCCAUAGAGAAGGCACGCGUUGACUCACUUACGGCUCAUUGAUGUGGAACUUUACUACUUAUAUAGGUUGUCUACAGAUUCUUUGUUUUGCACUUCUUUAUUGUUUGGAAGUGAUAGAAAAAUGGUCUAAACGUAGAUUGCCGUUUGGUAACCACCAAACACAGGAAAGAGUUCUUCAAAGUGGAGCCAGGGGUCAAGAUUCAUCUAAAAGAAAUGAUAACAAUGCAAAGUCAACAAUCACACAAAGUGCAAUUUCAAAUGAAUGCCCAAAGAAAACAUCUCAAACUCUUUCGUCACAGGUGAAUAAAGGUAAUGGGCCCUCCUUCUCAAGUCCUGGAAUCACACAUUCUGUAUUUGAUAGCGACAAGUCGUCACUUUGUGAGGAUUCUGAUACAGGGAUCUCCAAGAUGAGCUUGUAUCAUAGCCAGGAACCUCGUGUUGCGGAAGCAGGCAGUAUAAGCUCCCUUUCGUCCUUCUCUAGUGAUGUCGUCUCAGCUGAGGAGUCUACAAGAAUCCACGAUGGUUCAUCAUAUGAGGAAGAGCCAACAUCAUCAAUUUCAGAACAAGAGCAGGACACAAGUGACGACAUUUUAUCUGUUUCUAGUCAUAGCAUUACUACAGUUCCACGGUUAUCUCCAGAUGAAUUGAAACUCCUGAGCCGGGUCUGUCACCUUUUGAGAAAACGCAACGAACCAUUGCCGAUUGGGCAUAUUGGAAACGAUCCCGAACUUCAGGAGCUUAUAUGGAGAAUGCAUGACACAACAUUUGAUUUAGCAGAGCCAUUCAAGUGGAAAACGUUUCUUGGCAAGUGCAAUGAUACUCUGGAUUUGAGUCAAAGAACCUUGAAGGGUACACAAGAGUGGUGUGUUUCGCUGAGAGAAUGUCAUAAAAAACGUUGCCCAAGCACCACUUCUAGAUUAACCGAUAAUUCAUUGGCCGCACAUACUUCUAAAGAUUCAAAUAUUACAGAGCAUGCACCCGUAAAACUUUCAAAAAACCAACUCGACACAAGUCUUAGAAACAGACUUCUGUCGUAUUUGCAAACAAAUUCUGGAGAGCACGCGCUUAGAGACAUAGUGAACCAGAAAUCCAUUGUGAAAGGCGUGCAGGUAAUGAAUAGUCUUCUAAAGCCUUCUUCGACCGAAUUCAGUUGGGAGGCAUUCCUACAUAGAAAUAAAUACAUGUUCAAAGUUAUUGGAAAUUAUGAUAACAUUAUGAACUGCAAGGUAUCCCUAAGUCCAGAAUUCCGGCCUUUAGACAAGCCGAAGGGACAACCACAAGGUUCCAGACCUUCUAACGAGGUACAGUCACAAGAUUCAACGGUAAUGAUUUCAAAAACAAAGUUACGCAAACUCGAUGUGAAACUACGGAACCGGCUGUUGGAGUAUUUGCAAGAGAGUCCUGGUGGAAAUGUACUAAAGUACAUUGUAAAAUGUAAAUGCAUCAAAGAAGAAGUACAGGAACUCAACACUCUUCUGAAACCGUAUUCUACCCAAUUGAAUUGGGAAACAUUUCUAGAGAGAAAUAAGUACAUAUUUCAUGUAAGAGGGAGUGAUAGUGACAUAAUGAGCUGUACAAUAUCUCUGAAGUCACAGUCGCAGCAAGGGGAGGAACUUUCACAGGGCUUUGCAUCAGCAAAGGAGAUCUGUCUCUCCCAAUACGAGUCUUGCCUUCUACAGAAAGUCCUGUCUUUCUUACAUAAGGCCGGAACAGGAGAACAUCCUCUCAAAAAAGUGGAGGAAUGUAAACCAGUGCGACAAGCUCUCGAGAAUUUAAGAGCUGAUGUAAGAAAGAGUGGUCGACAGUUUGACUGGGUGACCUUCCUUGCCAUCGCUCAGAAAGUGUCCUCAGUAAACGUAUCUUGUCUCGAGACAAAAGACGAAUCAAAAAUAAGACUAUCCGCAAAGCCGAAGGACCCGAAUGUGGAUAACUUACCCACCCAAAGUAAAGUCAAUGGCGCACCGAAUUCUAAGGUCACUGAAUUGUGUGCGGAGGCGCUGAACGCUGCCAAUCUCUAUUCUUCAGUUGACACGAGUGAGCCAAGCACGAUUGAUGUCAACGGCACAACAAAAUCUGUAGUCGCUGGAAGAACCAGUACUGGGAUCACCCACAAUGAAAUAAUUCAGGAUUGUGCUGCAAAUGUAUGUUCUUCAUUGCACACGAUUCCAAAGGCUGACAUCGAUGAGUGUGAUGAUGCAGUAGCCUUUGGUAACAUCGUCGGUAUGGAGGUCUCGGCGGCUUCGGUUGGCAGAGCUUCAAGUGAUGGAAAGAUGACUAUUCCACCAACAGAGCCUUGGAGUGAAGCUUGGUCAUCUUGCAGCAUUAGUGACAACAAAGAAACGGCCAAGCUUACUAACAUUUAUGAUGCUACUAUCUAUGGUACCUCUUCUGGCCAGUUAUUACCAUGUACCAAGAACACUGGAGAAGCCUGCAAUGGCGACGAUGGAGAAAGCCCCCAAGACACCUUAGAAGAUCGCAAUGCAGCUAGAAGCGGAAGUCGAUAUGAGACAGUCGAGGGCAGUAAAGAGGCGUGUAAGAAACCCUCUUCGCCUGAAGAAACGUGUAAGGAAAUCUAUUCUUCUAAAGAAAUGAGCAAGGAGGCAUCGUUACCAGAAGAACUUUUCAAAGAAAUAUCUUCAACUGAAGAAGGGUGCCAGGAAACCUCUUCAACUAAGGAAGUAUUCAAGGAAACCUCUUCAACAGAGGAAGCCUCCAAGGAAACCACUUCAACUGAUAAAGUAUGCAAGGUAAUCUCUUCUAGUGAUAAAGUAUGCAAGGAAAUUUCUCCCCCUCUUCUAUGUGCUGUUACACCUACAUGUUUACCAUGGGGUGAAGUCCACGAUGUUAACUCUCCCAAGGAACGCCUUGCUGCCUUACUCUACGAUACCUUUGAAGAUUCCAAUGGUUUUCUGUUGAAAGCACAAACUGUAUUUCGUUCGCUGGGUUUGGCUGAUGUGCACAUUGAGCCACGCACAGUAGCCAAUGUUUAUUUCUGUAUCGUGUGGAUCGGCGAUUCCCAGAUAACUUCAACAGCUGAUGAGAGUCUAGAGACCGCCAAGAAUAAAGCCCUUACGAAAUGUGUGCGUUUUCUCAUGGGGAUGUACCACUGAACUAUUUAGGGACCGCCACUAAACUUAGAAAGGUGUAUGAGAAAAUGCCAGAAAGUAGAACGCGCAGCUUUGCUAAACAUGUGUCGCUCAAAUGUAAGGUAUUUUUAAUAAAUCGUAUUAGAAUUCUCUAGCAAAAAUGUUAUAGUUGCAUGUAUAAAUUAGUUAAGUGUAGUCCUAGAAAAGUCUUACUUGCUAACAAGAUGGACUCCUCAAAUAUUAAAUGUGGAAGAAUUUAUCCCAACAUCAAGACCUUUUGGAACGCAGAGCCCCAAUUGUUAUUAUUAUUAUUUGAGUUCCUUAUGUUAUCAUGUAUUGGCUUUGCUUGAACAGCGUCAGUUAACUUCGGUGACGUUAGGGAGUGUUUAUUAAAUACACCGAGGGGGGGGGGGGAGGGGAGGGAAGAUAUUGAGGGCGACUCCGAAAAUUUUUAACCCCCAAAGGGGGGUCUCCGAAAAAAUAAGGUCCUCUAAGGGAAAAAGAAGGAAAAUUUUGGGGUACUAUUAGGGGGGAGGCAUCGAAAAAAAUGUUUACAAUGAAAGGGGGGCUCUGAAAUUUUAAGGUUUCUUCCCCCCCCCCUCCCCCUCGGUGUGUAGUUAAUGAACACUCCCUUAUAUGUGUGUACUCAAGAACGUGUGCCUUUUUAGAUAUUGUGCGUUUGGUUGCCUGUCAAUACAAAGGCUGGUGCCUAACUUUUUUAAAAGAUUAAAUUCCUUAUAUCCAA
Nematostella vectensis (starlet sea anemone) is the source of this 3845-nucleotide messenger RNA. RefSeq lists its product as uncharacterized. Lineage: Eukaryota; Metazoa; Cnidaria; Anthozoa; Actiniaria; Edwardsiidae. The transcript is spliced from 2 exons. Bases 56 to 3124 code for a protein of 1022 amino acids. The record is from RefSeq and is a predicted model, not a curated record.